This is a messenger RNA of Astyanax mexicanus (Mexican tetra), 3873 nucleotides long. RefSeq names its product prominin 2 (gene prom2). The coding region runs from base 906 to 3377 and encodes 823 amino acids. Lineage: Eukaryota; Metazoa; Chordata; Actinopteri; Characiformes; Acestrorhamphidae. The transcript is spliced from 24 exons. Gene Ontology annotation, molecular function: cholesterol binding. The record is from RefSeq and is a predicted model, not a curated record. Gene Ontology annotation, cellular component: microvillus; apical plasma membrane; prominosome.
GUUAGCUAAGUAACGUUAGUCUUAACAGGUCUUGUUUUAUUGCCUGUCUGCCAUUUUUGGUGUAAGUUAUUUCUUAUUUCGAUUCGUGAACCGUUUGCUACCCUAGCUAUAUAGUUCAACACAAGCUUUGUAGUAAAUAAUAUUGAUUACUAACACUGAUAAACUAAAUAGUUAGCUAGUUACGCUGGGUUAGGCUAGCUAACGCCAGCCAACGGACUCCCCAAAGUAAAAAAAAAGAGCUAAAAUAGUCAAUAGUCAAUUUUAAUUAGCUUAAGUUUUGCCUAAAUUGCAGUUGUUUAAGAGUAAUGCACUCAAAUAAUCUAACGUUUUCCUGGGAGCAGCUCCCUGCAUAUUUGAGCUGUGCCGUUACAUGUUUGGUCUGUAUCGCUCUGAAACAAGAGAACCGCCCUACACCAUUUCACCAUCUAUCUACACCUUCUUCCUGUUUGUUCUGUGAAGGAAACAAAAAUUGCAGACUUAAUUUAGCGCAUUCUCUUAACAUUGGUCUAGGAAAACAGUGUCGGUGUAUGGAGCAGUUGUCUGCUAUUAACUCUGCGUUAUCCUGCUAAGCAGCAAUCUCCACGUCCAAUCUCUUAUUUUCAUUCCGACAAACUCUCAGGCUAAACUACCUUCCCCCUCCCUCCAUCGAUCCCUCCCUCUCUCCCUCUACUGCGCUCUCUCUCUACCACUCUCAAUUGCAUUGGUCAGUAAAGUUCAGCUCCACACUAGAACUGGGAUCAGCUUUCUUUGGGACGUACUCUCUCUCACCAGCGCUUAAUUCAGUCAGCCACACCUGCUCGAUUCACACACCAGGACCUCUUUCAGCAUAGAGAAGAUGCGCAGUAUUACAGUAGUGUGAAAGGAGCAUGAUUUAAAAAGCAUUUACUUUUCUGCCGUCUGCCUAAAUGGGAACUGGAAUGAGAAGAAAGCUGCUUGGGGUAUUCAGCUUGUUGCUGCUUUUCAUCGGGCCAUGUACAACCACACAUCCCUACUGUCCAGCAAAGGCAGCUCCACCAGACAUAAAUGGGCCUGCAAAUGGGACUGUCCAGCAGAUGUCACUUGAUGGGUCUUUUUUGUCACAAAUCACCCACUCUUUCCUGCGCACUGUCCAGCCUAAUCCGUUCCCUAAAGAUUUGCUUAGUACAAUAUCCAACUCAAGAGCCACAACUGAGACGAUUCAACAGGUUCUGCGGUAUGAGAUAGGCUUCCUGGUGUGUGUUGCCAUUGGAAUCCUCUAUAUCCUCCUUAUGCCUUUAAUUGGCUUUUGUUUUGCCUGCUGCCGUUGCUGCGGCAAUUGUGGGGGUCGGAUGUACCAAAAGCAGACCAGGAAAAUCCACUGCAAGCGAAGAUUCUUUUAUUGGGCUACUUGGCUUGUCACUCUAAUUAUACUUGCAGGGAAUGUCUGCAUGUUCUUAAGCAAUAAAUACACAGGAGAUGGUGUGAGGAACGGUGUAGUUGAAGUUGAUAACACGCUCCAAAAUCUACAAAAAUACGUCACCACUAUUCCCAAGCAAAUUGAUCAAGUGGUGAAUGAGAGCUUCGUUACUGUGGAUGAAAUCACAUGUCAUGUAAAUGGAAGUGGCUUUUUUAUUGGCGAACAAAUCCAAAAUGGUCUAAAAGCCCCUGUCAUGUCAGCCUUGGACUCUGUUACAAAGAUGGCACAAGUGCUUAACAGUACCAGUUUGUUACUGCUGGACUUGAAUAGCACUCAGCUCCAGGCAGAGCUGAAUGCGCUGCAGGCUAAUCUGACCUCAGUCAAGAAUCGUAUAAACGACACACUGCGGAACCCAAACUGCUUAAACUGUAACUUGUUUCAGUCGCAACUGGACAGCCUGUCCCUGGACACAAGCCUUAAUCUGUCCUUCAAGACUGAUCUCCAGUCUGCAGUGAACCAGGCUGAGAGGGCUAAUCUGAAUGCACAGAUACAGAAUGGGAAAGACUUCUUUGACAGCAUUCCCCAAGUGGUGACAAAUGAAACCAGAGACAACUUGCAGGGGGUCCAGAGUCAGCUGCAAGACAUAAAGAGUCAAGUCUCACAGGUGACUACUGACCUUCCACUUGACCAAUUGACCAGUAUUUCUGACUCGCUGAAAGAUGGACAGAGAUACACAAAAGAGUACACUUCGACAGUCCAGAAUGCAGAGUACAUCAGGUGGAGUGUUGCGUUGGUCCUGUGCUGUUUGAUUCUGUUGGUGGUAGUCUGUAAUCUGCUUGGCCUUUUGCUUGGACCUGCUGGAUUGCGGCCCAAGAGUGACCCCACUAACCGCUCCAGCACUGCUAACUGCGGGGGACUCUUCCUCAUGGCGGGUGUGGGCUUCAGUUUCUUAUUCUCCUGGAUCUUCAUGAUAAUAGUGCUGAUACUCUUUGUCGUAUUUGGAAAUACCUACACCCUCCUCUGUGUGCCAUGGCAGAGCAGGGAACUUUUUCAGCUUAUUGAAACUCCGGAUUUGAUUCCGGGAUUCAACCUCCAGUUGUCUCAAAGUCUAGGACUAAAAGCUAACCUGACAGUCACUGAGAUAUACAAUGACUGCCAAAUGGACAAGUCCCUGUGGAACACGCUACAUCUGGCAGAGACUUUUGACCUCAAUGACCUUCUCAAUGUGUCCAAAUAUAAAGUUCAGGUCAUGGAAGCGUUUGAGAGUGCUCAGAUCAGUAUACCCAACAUCACUCUGCUGAACUCGGGAACAGAGAGCCAGCUGCGCAACUUCUCUGCCACAGCCAGCAGUGUGAACUUUACCAGCAUCAUUGAGAGGUUAAAUACCUUUUCGAAAAUUAAUUUGGGUUCAACUGCAGAUGGCUUGGAUAAAUUGGCUGACAACCAAACCAACAUCACUGUUAAAGAUGAACUCAGAAAAGAGGCAAAUGACUUGAGAUCCAUCCAGACUUACCAGAUUAAUCUCACCAUCAAUCCUCUGUUGUGGCAACUGAAGUCUAAAAUUGAGAGGAUCAGAGAAAACUUAUCACAGAUCAAUAGUACGGUGGGGGAUGUUCUGCAGAACGUCAGCUACGCUCAGAAUUUUUUGAACAACAAUGCAACACAAGUACUGAAAUCGAAAACAAGUGAAUUUAUAGACGAUCAGUUGGGAAUCCUUACAGCAUUCACUACAUGGGCAAACCUUACAAUCACUGAGCAGGUGGGUCGCUGCAGGCCUGUGGCAGCGGCUGUGAACACAGCAGAGAAUUUAAUCUGUGCACAGUUAGUAGACUCACUGAAUGCCUUUUGGUUCAGUUUGGGCUGGUGCAUGGUCUUCCUCAUUCCCAGCAUUAUCUUCUCAGUCAAACUUGCCAAGUUCUACCGCCGUAUGAAGUUCACAGAUGUGUACGAGAACCACAUAGUAAUGGACCACAUUCCAAGAGCUAACCUGAAACAGUACUGAAAGGGAGAAGACAAAGUACUGUAGUGUUCACUGUGACUGUGCUAAAAGCCUUAAAGCCUUAAAGAGUUCUCAUUGCUAAAUGGACUGAUGAGUGAGAUGUACACACACUGGAUUCCAGCUUCCACUGCUGAAUGAAAAAGGGAAAUGCAUGCCUCUUGGAUUGAGUGCAUUCCAGACGUGGUUUAAAGAUUUUAUUUUGCGUAGCUUCCCCAGAGAGAUGAGAACAUAAGCGUGGAAGCUGUUAAAGCUGUUAAAACUCAGGGAGGGCCUUUUAAGAUACUGAAGUUUUUCAUUUCAUUUUUUAAAAUGUUUUUAGAUUGUUAUUUAAUGACAGUUUGAAACUGUAUUAAUGCACUUUGUGGUUUUUCAUGCAGUCAGGUCAGUAUGUCAUCAUUUCAGAAAAUGUGCUUUGUUUAAUUAUCCAUGCUACGGACAGUGUAGCUACUUGUGUUUGGUUCUCAUUCAUCCAGUCAAUAAAACUUUUCUUCCACAUCCA